AUGGGGAAGCUUCGCAAGAUUUUUGCUCCCGAGGUACAUUUGCCUUCGGUGGAGCCUUCUCAGUACUAUUCAGAGACUGAGUCGUCUCAAUUUGACGACACAGCUUCAAUUCCGUCUCAGCGCGGUGGUCGGGACUCCCGUGAGCGUACCCCACAACGGACCAGCUCUUUAGUGGGCCGCCAUCCACGCUUCGAACUAAUAGACCUACAGGUUGGCGAAAAAGUGGUUCACUCGCAUCGCCACCACCUGAAAACAACUCGAAGACAAGAAAAACUGGGGCGAAUGCUCAAGGAUCUUAUCUCUAGGCAUAAGGAAGCCUCGGACUCUGACGACGAGGGCACGGAAAUGGACGCCCAAGCUGCUGCUGGUGUACAGAUGGUGGCCUCUUCUACAGACUCGCCAACGCUUCUGUCGACUCUACUGCAAGAGCUUCACCAAGACAAAGACCACCGCGACCCCGGCGUUGUGCUGGAAAGUCUACUUAACGCCCGUGAGCAAGCUCGAUCAGCCGACCGCUAUGGGCGGGUAUCGAACGUCGUUGGUAAGGGCUCGUUUGGGGUUGUGAGAGUUGCCCAUCGAGCCAGUCCGGUCGACCGCAACAAGCGCUUACUCUUUGCUGUCAAGGAGUAUCGUCGUAACGCAAAUGAAAGUGACAAUGCUUUUCACAAACGCCUGGCCGCUGAGUUCUGUCUCUCUUCAUCGUUACAUCAUCUUAAUAUUAUCGAAACUCUGGAUCUCAUUCGCGAUGGUAAGAAUGGAUCCUGUGGUGUCAUGGAAUACUGUGCCGGCGGAGAUCUUUACUCUCUGGUCGUAGUAGCCGGCCAACUCGAACGAAAAGAAGCUGACUGCUUCUUCAAACAAAUGGUGAGAGGUAUUACUUUCAUGCAUGAAAUGGGCGUCGCCCAUCGUGAUCUCAAACCUGAAAAUAUUCUAUUAACCUCGUGUGGUUGUGUUAAAAUAACCGACUUUGGCAACGCCGAAUGCUUCCGCAUGGCCUGGGAGUCUGAGGUGCACUUGUCCUCGAACAUUGCUGGAUCAGGGCCGUAUAUCGCGCCUGAAGAGUAUCAAGAUGACGAGUUCGAUCCUCGGGCUGUCGACGUCUGGGCUGUAGGCGUCAUCUACAUGGCUAUGCGCACGGGGCGGCACCUUUGGCACGAGGCACGAACCGACGACUCUUUCUACCGUCAAUAUCUCAAAGACAGAAAAAACAAAGCUGGAUAUGAGCCAAUUGAGGACCUCGAGUCAGAAAAAUGUCGAAACGUGAUAUACUCGGUGCUGGAUCCGCGCGCAGGUCGCCGCCUCACCGCUCGGCAAGUACUUCAUUCAGAGUGGGGACGUGAAAUUGUGGUUUGCGAGGCAGGAGACGCCAACAAAUCACCACGAGACCCACAUCCUCAUCUAGAUGCCGCUGCUGUCACGGCUCCUCUUGAAAAAUUGCAAAUCGCUAGUGAUAUAGCUCGUACUGAAGUGUAA
Wickerhamiella sorbophila is the source of this 1473-nucleotide messenger RNA. RefSeq names its product Serine/threonine-protein kinase hal4. Gene Ontology annotation, biological process: intracellular signal transduction; protein phosphorylation; intracellular monoatomic cation homeostasis. The record is from RefSeq and is a predicted model, not a curated record. NCBI's taxonomy places the organism in Eukaryota, Fungi, Ascomycota, Dipodascomycetes, Dipodascales, Trichomonascaceae. Gene Ontology annotation, molecular function: protein serine/threonine kinase activity; ATP binding. The transcript has a single exon. Bases 1 to 1473 code for a protein of 490 amino acids.